Molecule: messenger RNA, 2166 nt
Organism: Daktulosphaira vitifoliae (grape phylloxera)
Lineage: Eukaryota; Metazoa; Arthropoda; Insecta; Hemiptera; Phylloxeridae
Product: transcription termination factor 5, mitochondrial-like
Exons: 9
Coding region: 233-1828 (531 amino acids)
Biological process (GO): regulation of DNA-templated transcription; termination of mitochondrial transcription
Cellular component (GO): mitochondrial matrix
Molecular function (GO): double-stranded DNA binding
Source: RefSeq, a predicted model, not a curated record
AAAAUAACAUUCCCUUAUCAGCAUUAGUAUGGAAUCUGUGAUUUAACCAAAUUAAAUGUUAUCUAAAAUGCGGUUAAAUAUGCUGACAAUUAUUUUGACUACAAAUAGGAAGUUUAAAGUAAUAUUUUUUAUAGUCGAUUUAAAUGAAUUGUGAUAAUACACAAAUUCUGAAAGUUUGGAUAUCAACCAUUAAAAAAAAUUAUAGAAACCAAGUUUUCUUAAAUAAGCAAAAAUGUUUAGGAAAUUAAUGAAAUAUAAGACAAUAGAAGCUAUAUUAUGUAGAAAAAAAAUCAAGUUAUAUAAAUAUUAUUCAAAGAUUGAAAAAAAUGAAGAGCUAUUAAAUUUUUUUCAAGAAAAUUUGGGGAUAUCUUUGAACCAAACAAAACUGAUUUUAUCUAGGUAUCCCUCUUUUAAUAACAUUUCUUCAUCAACGUUACUGCACAAUAUAACUUUUAUGAUGGAAUUUGGAAUUAUCAAAGGUGAUAUAAUUAAAACACCUCAGGUGUUACUUUUACAUACAAUAACGAUGAAAAACUAUAUACUAUUAUUGGAAGAAGGAGGAUUCUAUAAAUCAAAAAUUAGUCCAUUAGUAUUGUCAAAGUUUAAACAAAUGACACAAAAAUCUAUAGAAACAUUAAAAAAUGAUAUGUUAAUUCCAAAGAGUAUGGAUGUUGAACAGAAUUUAUUAUCGUAUGUCCAACUUCCUUCUAAUUUUUACCAAACAGAUUAUAAUGAUCUACUUUCAUGGUCUCAAGUUCAAGAAAAUGUACUAAAAUUAUAUAUACAUUGUAAACUUCAUAUGGAUUAUGAUAGUAUCGAAUAUGCUUUAAGUAUUUACCAUAGACUACGUAAUAAAAGUUUUAGGUUAGUUGAAAGAACUAUUGACAUUUUACUCAAUGAACUUAACUUUAGUGAAGAGAAGGUUAGAAAACAUCCUUAUUUAAUUCAUAGUGAUCCAGAUAAUAUAUUAAAUAUUUUAAAUAAUUGUAAAGAACUUUGUGGUAUGGACACUAAAACAGUUUUAAUAAAACAUCCGAAAAUAAUUUUAACACCUUUUGAAAAUAUUCAAAGUAUACAAAAACAUUUUAAGGACUUUUGUAUUCCUGAAUCAACUUUAUCAAAAGCACCUAAAAUAUAUACACUUGGGAGCACUACAGUUUAUGAGCGGUUAUGUCAACUAAAAAAAACACCAGAAUUAGCUUCAUUUAUGAGUAAUCCUCAAGUUGCUAGAUUAAUAUAUUAUUAUAAAAAAGUAAAUUUAAGACUAAAUUAUUUACAAAGCAAGAAUUGUGUAUCAAUUCACUUGUUAGCAUCAAAUUCUGUAUCUUUUAACAGAUUUAAUGGAAAUGGCAGCGAUAAAGUAACCUCUAAUGAUACAAUGAUUUACAUUGCUACAGAAUUGGAUGAAAAUAAAAAGAAAUUGCGUACAAUGUUGGCUAGACAUCCAUACUGGCACUAUAUUUCCUUAUUAAAAAUUAGGCAAACAUGUGAAUAUUUAAAAAGAAAAAAAUUUACUAAAGAACAAAUAUGUCAUAAUAUUCAAGUCUUAUUGUAUCCUAAAGAAAAAAUUGAUAAGGCUUUACAAGAUAUUCAAAAUAUGAAAGAUAUAUGUUUUUUGAAAAAUUCAUCUGGAAUAAUUAAAACAGAAUUUGUGUUGUCUUUAGUAUUAUACAAUUUAGAAAUGGAACAUCAUUUUUCUGGUGACGGCGUUUGGAGUACUAAUGAAAAGAAUAAACAGUUCUCUUCCUCAGCUUCCUUUAAACAUGCAUCUAAAGAUACUGAGGAGCUAGAUCAUGUACCUUCUCACAUGCCAGUAGCUUUAGAAUGAAAAAGAUAAUUUUUUAUGUACUACUUUGACUUAUUAUUACUUAUUGAACUAAUAGCAUUUAUUUCAGCAUACAAAUUAUUAAUUGUUGAACAUAAUUAACAAUGAUUAUGUGCUCUUUGUUAUUUUUAUUAUUAUUUAGAUAACAUCUAAUUUGUACAUAAAUAAAAAAUGCUAUGUGUUCAUGGUAAUGUUUUAAGACUAAAAUCAACAUAAUUUUUAAGUGUUCUAGAAAAUCUAAAAUGUCCCUAGUUGAUGUAUAUAUUUGUUUUUUGUACAGUGUUAUAAUAGAGUGAAUAUAAAUUUAAUAUAGUGAGUUAUUUAAAAAAAUUAUGACAUUA